CCCUUCUCACUUGAGGCGUAUAUAAUCCCUCCAACAACUCCCCCUGCCCAGUGCGACACCGACUUUAACCGCAUAAUAAAUUUCAUAGACUAAGAGCAUAUCGUCAUGGCCGGUGCAGCCCUUCGUAACAUGGCCAAUGUCUUUUUCGACAUCACCAUCGCGUCCAGACCUGCCGGUCGUGUGGUGUUCAAACUAAGAGACGAGGUUGUCCCUAUUACUGCUAGGAACUUUCGGGAGCUCGCGACGGGGCAAAACGGCUAUGGGUUUAAGGGCAGCGCCUUUCAUCGCGUGAUCCCUGGCUUCAUGGCCCAGGGAGGCGAUUUCACCCGGGGGGAUGGACGCGGGGGGUAUUCGAUCUACGGCGAGAAGUUUAAGGAUGAGAACUUCAAGGACCGUCACGUCAAGCCGGGGCUCCUGUCCAUGGCAAACUCCGGUGUGAACACAAAUGGUUCGCAGUUUUUUAUUACCACCGCCCCCUGCCCUUGGCUCGAUGGGAAGCACGUUGUGUUCGGCGAAGUCGUUUCUGGCAUGGACCUAGUAAGAACUAUCGAAAGCCAAGGCAGCGAUAGCGGAGACCCGAAGUCAAAAAUCGUCAUUGCCGAUUGUGGUGUUGUCAACAACCAUUAAAAUGUAACGGUCCAACGGUCCGGUGCGCUGGAAGCGGCAAGAGGUGACAGCAACGUAGGAUAAAAAGAUCCCAUGGCCUAGACUGCGGGUGUUACCUCUUGCAGGUGCCAGCGAAAACGGGCUGGGGUCACUGUACGCCCCUCUGUCAUGUGUUACCUCUCUUCAUUGUGCAAUACAGAUUCACUUGUUGCCUCAUGCUUUUGGCAUAUUCAUGGAUCGAUGCGUCCCAAAUCAAGAACAGACGAGUCAGGUGUUG
This is a messenger RNA of Dacryopinax primogenitus, 883 nucleotides long. RefSeq names its product cyclophilin. Gene Ontology annotation, molecular function: peptidyl-prolyl cis-trans isomerase activity. Gene Ontology annotation, biological process: protein peptidyl-prolyl isomerization; protein folding. Bases 106 to 627 code for a protein of 173 amino acids. The record is from RefSeq and is a predicted model, not a curated record. The transcript is spliced from 7 exons. NCBI's taxonomy places the organism in Eukaryota, Fungi, Basidiomycota, Dacrymycetes, Dacrymycetales, Dacrymycetaceae.